Messenger RNA from Nothobranchius furzeri (turquoise killifish), 7408 nucleotides. NCBI's taxonomy places the organism in Eukaryota, Metazoa, Chordata, Actinopteri, Cyprinodontiformes, Nothobranchiidae. The record is from RefSeq and is a predicted model, not a curated record.
GUUGUGUGUCCAAGCAAGGCAUUCCUUUGCUUUUGGGUGUGUCAGUGUGAGUAACACAUCUCAGCCUUUUAGGACAACAGAAAUGUGUAUGUUUAGAUGCUGGCAGGUUUAGGUUGCACAGAGGUUUUUUUAUUGUUAUUUUCCUUAAAUAAGUUUUAUGUGUUUUCCUGCUUACACAAAGACAUCUCAUAUAAUGUGCAGCAUAAAUUCUGCUCAAAGCAAUUACUUUUCCAGAGCUUCCGUCAGCACUUUCACACCUUAUGUUAAGAUGUGCUCAGGAUAGGCUUGCAGGAAUUGUUUGAGAAUUCAGCAACGUAUCUGGAAGCGUCAUGCUACUUGUCUAAAGGUUUCUGUCUUCACAUCAAAUGUUUCCAACACAUAAUUUUGCUAAAUUGCUCAUAAAUUAUUUAGUUUUUGCAGAAAAGUCAGUUUAGAAUCAGUUCAGGUUGUAAGUCUGUUACAGUUGAGUUGCUGGAUGUUUUGUGGUUUAGGGAGUUAAAUUUGAAGACAAAUUUUCCUGGUCAGCAGAUUUGUGAGCAUAAUGGGAUUGACUUGGAGGACGGUACCUCUUCAGCAGACAGCAGUGGUAAAUGUCUUCUAGAAGAAAAAGGGCUUAAAUGCAUGUCAGUAGAGGUUACUAAGUUUUUUUUAGAAGAAGUCAAUAAAAUUAUUAAUAAAGUUAUAUUUCUGCUACAGAAUCUUGUCUCCUGGUUUAUAGUUUCAGGUAUAUUGUAAAUUUACAUAGAUGUGCAAUUUUUUUGCCUGGCAAGCCGUCCUAAUAAUGUAGAUAUGAAGAUAAGCCAAGACCGAUUGACAGAGCUCGGUCAUGGGGUGUAAUCAUUGACUCUAUAUGUAUGAUGGACGAGCCCUCCACGCCGCCACCUGUAGGUUUCUGGAGAGCUGAACUGAAGCCUAGUGGGCCGUUCCCAUCAAUGGCAUCUUGGCUGGAUAAUACCCGGAAUACACCAGACGCGGAAGCGCUGCAAAGCGCCGUGGAACAAUGAGUGCUUCUAAUCGACGCCCUUGUUAACCUACGCUCUCGGUCACAUCUUCUGCCAUACCAUACCAUACCAUACCAAGUUUAUUUGUAUAGCACAUUUAAACACGGCAUGAGAGCUGACCAAAGUGCUGAACAAAAACACACAAUAAAAACAAUCAGAAAUGAAAACUAAAUCCAUUAAAAUCGAGUAAUUCAAAUCGAAAAGAAAAGGGAGAAAGAGAAUAAGUUAGACUGAAUUAAAAGCCAAAGAAUAAAAGGGAGUUUUUAAAUGAGACUUAAAAAGGGAAAGAGAGGAAAAGUCUGAUCAGGAGGGGCAAGUGGUUCCAGAGCUUCGGUGCACAAACUGAAAAGGUGUGCUCCCCGCGGGAUUUACAGCGGGAGCUAGGGACAUUUUCCAUUUCAGUUCUAGUGCUAAGCCUGACCAACGUCUCUCUAAAAAUAUAGAGCACUGUGAUUGGCUUAACCAACAAUGCAGCGUAGCUAGACUGACCUACAGAGCAAAAUCUGUUGCUAUUUCUACAGUUUUCCUCGAGUUUUAGGUUACGGAUUUUUACCUAAUUGCAUUCAAUUGAUUAAACUUUAGAGCCCUUUAUCUUGAAAAACACCCCUGAGACAAAAUUGUAUCAUACAACAGGUCCCAAGACUUUAUUGUAAGAAUACAACUGGACUUUUUAUUUUUCUCAGUGUUGAAGAGGGUUUACAUCUCACCAGGGGAAUGUUGUCAAUCCAAACCCUGCACAGCUCAUGUCAUGCAACAGGAAGAUGAUCUGAAGCAUAUCUACAGCAUAAUUCCUAAAAAGAUCAAUCUCAAGUUGUCUCAAUGUCCCAGUCAAAGUUCAGACCGCUGUUAAAAUCGUUGAGACUAAAAUAUCCGAGUAAAUGUUUAGAAACCUAAAAGUAAGGUCAUAAAGAAGAUAAAAACCAUCGCUCUGUUGUAAUGUAAGGAAAGCUUUAUUUUUUAUAGUUAUUGUUUAGAAAAUGAUAAUUAAGACCAAAUAUAUUGGAAACUAUGUUUAAAGUUCUAAUUUGCUGAACAUUAGAGUUGGAAGAGGGUGUUUUUCAGGCUUUAAAACAAUAAAUCUCUCCUCUCUCUUUAAAUAUCUUGUGUAAACAUACUUUCGACUUUCUUCCUGUAACCUUUUACCCCCAUGCAUUUGAAUGCAGCCUGUAUUAGAUUUUGCAUUUGCUACUCCAGUGCUUUAUGGAGAAUGUGACUCAAGGCACAGUUUGAUUUUGGUUUGGAUCAGCUCACUAACUGAUUCAUGUCCCUCAACGAACUAAUGGGAGUAUGGCAGAAUUUAGAUAAACGCCUCACUGCUACACCUCCUUCAACAGAUUUCAGCAAGAUCUUACAUGUUACAGUUUCAAAUAGUACUCCACUUCUUUUCCCUUCCUGUCUUCCAGAGUAUGCUACAUUUAAGUGAGGAAAGUUUCACACAAAAAGAGGUUGUAUAAGGAGCUUGGAGGAGUGGCCACAAGUUUGAGGUCACCAGAUCAGAUCGGGUGUUUCGGUGAAUUAGGGAGGGGUCGGACCAGGACUUUUCUCAGCAGACUUCAGAGACAGAGGAUUAUUUUCCUAUAAAAGGAAGAUUUUGCUUAGUCUACAAAUAGAAUCUAGUAAAAGAGAUGUUUUUAUAGUGUGUUGGAAUAAAGCCUUGCUUUACCAUGUGUGUUUCUUACGUUCUCCAGAGAGGCAGCCAUAAUGGUGAUAAUUAAAUACCGGCCUGCCCUUCUGUUUUGACCAGAGUGAAGUCAUAUUUACUCAGUGGGAACUACACAGUGGGAUCCUUAGACAUUAAUCUAAUGACAGCCUUGAGACCUGCACAGACUGGGCUGGCUUCCACAGGUUCUUGUUUUUCUGCCUGAACCGAUGAAGGGGCCGUCAUACCAAAGCUGUAGCCUUCAGACUUUUCACCAGGGUUUUGUGCGUUUCAUGGUAGGGGUGAAAUGUUGAGGAACGAGUAUGCUGGACUAUGGGAUGGCUUUUCAACCACGUCAUUACUUCGCUUCUGUUUUCUGGGAAUGCAAAACCAAACUGACUUGAUAUUCUUCUAGAUCAGAUGUAAUGGGGAAUGUCAAAGGAGGAAUGCCAGCUCCUGAGCAGAGCCCACUGACGGAGGAGGGGUUCCUGCUGACCAUUUGCGACAGCUCGACUGGACGCAAAAUGGAGACUGACAACACCGCCAACAACAUCCUGGCCUCCGUCAAAGAGCAGGAGCUCCAGUUUGAGCGGCUGACCAGGGAGUUGGAAGUGGAGAGGCAGAUUGUGGCCAAUCAGCUGGAAAGAUGCAGACUUGGGGCCGAGUCACCAGGCACUGGUAGCAGCAGCUCAUCGGAGAAAUCUCUGCCAUGGAGGACUGUUGAUGCCUCUGUCUCAGGGGACACCAAGUCUCGAGUGACUGACAGCUCCCAGUCGCCCAGCUAUCGGAUCAGAACCGAGUCAGAGCAGGUGUCUCUGUACUCCCCGGAGCAGUCCUCCCUUCAUGAAAGUGAGGGGUCUGCGGGUAAUUCCUGUGGCUCGGCCCAGAUGAACUCCUACUCUGACAGCGGGUAUCAAGAUGCCAGCGGCGGCUACACCAGCGGUCAGAACCACGCCAAGUCGGAGCUGAAGAUGCAGCACUCCUUUCCUGGAGGAGGCACCAGCACCUUGUUGAGGAACACCAGGGCUGAGGGCCAGACUUCAUCCCAGGUUCAGGCGGUGACAACAGCUCAGCCUGGUCGUGCUAUGCGAAGGGUUAGCUCAGUGCCUUCUCGCUCCCACUCGCCAGCGUAUGCCAGCAGCGUGUCUCCCUCCCGCGCCUCCCUGCGUACCUCAGUCGGCAGUGCCUACGGCUCCCCUAUUGUAACUGAACCCAAACCUUUCUCCAACAUCUUCACCACCACCUUGCCCUCUGUGCAGCGGACCAGCAGCAUCAACAGCGGUUGCCCACCCUACUCUACUCAAAAAACCUCUCCAGCGGGGCUGCGCCGGGUGGGCUCAACAAACUCACGCUCAGGCUCUAAUAGCCACUCCGCCUCUCCCUAUCAGACCUCCGGAGGGUCGUCAUCGGGCCACAUGGGCUCCCCUCUGACAAUGGCGGACAACGCGAACCCACCACUGACCAAGCAACCUACCCACUCGUCGUCUCCAGUUAGGGCUAGCAUGACGGCUGUGCCCCAGCACUACAGCUCCACCCUGCCUCGCUCCAUGCUCCACAACGCUGACCCCUAUGGACCUCAGAGUUACGAUAUUUACGAGAGGAUGACGCGACCGGACAGCCUCACAGACGCCCUCAUUGAUGGAGACAUUAAAGGAGUACGGAGCUCAUACACCAGUCAGCACAGUCAGCUUGGGCAGGAUAUGAGAUCAGCCGUGUCUCCAGAUCGCCACAUUGCUCCAAUUUACGAGGACCGGACUUUCCGGGGUCCGUUGUAUCGCAACCCUAGCCACACCCAGCAAGGGACCCUCUACAGGAGCAGUUCAGGUGUGGGGAGCCUGAAGAGGACAUCCAGCCAGCGUAGUGCCAUGACUUACCAAAGAAACAACUAUGCUCUUAACACAGCGGCCACCUAUGCUGAUGCGUAUCGGUCCACACAGUACCGGCCCUCCGAUCCAACCUAUGCUCGCCAGGCUCUGGUCAUGGAUGACGACGCCACCAGGUCUCCUUCUAUCGACAGCAUUCAGAAAGAUCCCAGAGAGUUUGCAUGGCGUGACCCAGAGCUUACGGAGGUAAUCCACAUGCUGCAGCAUCAUUUCCCCUCCGUCCAGGCUAACGCAGCUGCCUACCUGCAGCACCUGUGCUUUGGUGAUAAUCGAAUUAAAAGCGAGGUGGGUCGUCUGGGAGGUAUUAAACACCUGGUGGACCUGCUGGACCAUAAAGUGGUUGAAGUCCAAAGGAACUCCUGUGGAGCUUUGAGGAACCUUGUUUAUGGAAAAGCAAUGGAUGACAACAAGAUUGCUGUCAGGAACGCCGGAGGCAUCCCAGCUCUGCUCCGACUGCUUAGGAAGUCUGUGGAUGCCGAAGUGCGGGAAACUGUUACAGGUGUGCUGUGGAACCUGUCGUCGUGCGACGCGGUGAAGAUGACAAUCAUUCGGGACGCCUUAUCGACUCUGACCAACACUGUGAUCAUCCCUCACUCCGGGUGGUGCAGCUCCACCUUCGACGACGACCACAAGCUGAAGUUUCACUCCUCCCUGGUGCUCAGGAACACCACUGGCUGUCUGAGGAACUUGAGUUCGGCUGGUGAGGAGGCCAGAAAACAGAUGCGUACUUGUGAGGGUUUGGUUGACUCACUGCUCCACGUCAUUAAAGCUUGUGUAAACACCUCUGACUUCGACAGCAAGAUUGUGGAGAACUGCAUUUGCACUCUAAGAAACCUGUCUUAUCGUCUGGAGCUGGAGAUGUUGCCAUCUCGACUGAUGGGAGGGCAGGAGGUGGACGGCUUACUUGGCAGCGAGUCGCCCAGUAAGGAGAUGGACUCCAGCUGCUGGGGCAGGAAGAAAAAGAAGAAGAAAAACAGCUUGCAGGAAGACUCUUGGGACGGUGUGGGGCCAAUUCCCGGGAUCUCCAAGUCUCCCAAAGGGGCGGAGAUGCUUUGGCACCCCUCUGUGGUUAAGCCCUACUUGACUCUGCUGGCGGAAAGCUCCAAUCCUGCCACUCUGGAGGGUUCAGCCGGGUCUCUCCAGAACCUGUCAGCUGGGAACUGGAAGUUUGCUGCAUAUAUCCGAGCAGCUGUUCGUAAGGAGAAGGGUCUGCCCAUCCUGGUGGAGUUGCUGCGAAUGGACAACGACAGGGUGGUGUGUUCAGUCGCCACGGCGCUGAGGAACAUGGCGUUGGACAUCAGGAACAAAGAGCUUAUAGGGAAGUACGCAAUGAGGGACCUGGUAAACCGCCUCCCUGGAGGAAACACCUCCCUGCUGUCAGAUGAGACUGUGACGGCCAUCUGUUGCACCCUGCAUGAGGUCACCAGCAAAAACAUGGAAAAUGCAAAAGCCCUGGCCGAUACGGGCGGGAUCGAGAAGCUGGUCAACAUCACCAAGAGCCGAGGAGACAGGUACUCGCUGAAAGUGGUGAAAUCUGCAGCUCAGGUGCUGAACACGUUGUGGCAGUACAGGGAUCUGCGUGCCAUCUAUAAAAAGGAUGGGUGGAACCAAAACCAUUUCGUCACACCUGUGUCGACGCUCGAGCGGGACAGGUUCAAGUCCCAGCCCGCCCUCCCCACUAGCAGUAUUCAGAUGUCUCCAGUCACCCACCCUGCCGCCAGUGCCACAUCGUCUCCUGCCAUGCUGGGCGUCAAAGAGCAUAGAGACACCAUCAGAGACUAUCAGAGACCUCAGUCAACUAUGCAGUUUUAUAAUUACCAAGGAGACGGCAGUAUUCAUAGAAAACAGUAUACAGGGUCUGGAAAACCGUCUUCGUAUUACUACUCAUCGCCCACAAGGGAAGAGCCCAGAAGAACACAGCCUGUUUAUUACACAGAAGAGCCCAACAGGAGGAGCUACGAUACCUACAGAAUGUACCUACAGCAUCCUCAUGGCUACGAUGACACGUUUUUAGAAGAAGUCAUCACCUACCCUCCCACGGUGGACUACCAGCCCCACGGACUGAAAUCCACUGCUAACUAUGUGGACUAUUACACGAGCACACGGAGGCCUUCCUGCAGGGCAGAGCAGUACCCGGGUUCCCCUGACUCAUGGGUGUAAAUAAAGAGAACAUCUAACCCACCCCAGUUCUCAUCUCGGGGCUUGAGGAGGAACAUCCUGCACAAGAACAAAAAACUUUUUUUCAUGAACUUGGCUUUUUAAGUGUUUGUUUUAAAGUGGAUGUGAGUGUGUGGAGGAGCAGAGUGGUCACAGGUGGAUAAACGGGAUGUGUGCCAAAGAAGGAAAUCAAGGAAUGUGUUUUUUUAUUUUUAUUUAGGAGAAGAUGGAAUCAUGCUGGAGGGUCUGAGUGACAAUAACGGACACUACCGUGAGGAGAUGUGCAUCCUCUUGUGUGUAGAUAGUUUUAUUUUCUUCAAGGAACUCGUAAUUGUGGUAGCAUGGUUAAAGGAGCGUAAGCGAGGGUCCGCGGAGAGAGUCGAGAUGUGAGGGUGCGUGUGUUGAAGCCAAAAUGGUUCAUGAACUCAUCGUUAAACAAAUAAAAGAUUAACUAAUGCUAGAUUGUACAGAGGGAUCAAAUUGUGUCUGUACUUAGUGUUUAAACUGUGUAAUGCUAUGGAGUCGUGUACAUUUCUUUCAUUUUAUUGUAAAUACAGAGAAAAGAAUACAGCAUUACCGGGUUUACAUAUCACCACUGAGUAAAAAAAAGAAUCAACUUGUGCCACGUUAAAGCUCUAAAGAUAUAUAAUUAUACAAAUAUGUGCAGAAAAAACAGAUGGCAUUAUAACAAUCAUGUUGAGAAAAUAAAGUCAGUUUUGCUUUUUAAA